This is a messenger RNA of Formica exsecta, 1596 nucleotides long. RefSeq lists its product as uncharacterized. Bases 234 to 1463 code for a protein of 409 amino acids. The transcript has 4 exons. Lineage: Eukaryota; Metazoa; Arthropoda; Insecta; Hymenoptera; Formicidae. The record is from RefSeq and is a predicted model, not a curated record.
GGUAGCUGUCAACGAGAUUGCAGUUACAGUUUAUGAUUGCAUAUGCAACGCAUAACAUGUUAUAUCUUCUGAUAAAAGUUUUAUAUGCUCGUCUGUUUAACGUAAAAUGUUUAACCUGUGAAACGAAGAAUUAGUUCGGUUAGAUCAGUGGAACUGCUUAAAUAAGAAUAAAAUUUAAUACAGAGUAUCUCAUAUAAAAUAUAUUAUCACAGAACUAUUAUUCAACAAUAAAAAUGAAUGUAUCACAAGGAAUGACCGACACGAUCAUCAAACAGUUCUUUAAAAUGGUACUUCGGAAAGAAUUUUGUGAUGAAACGAUUAACGUGCUUCAUAUAGAGAAUUCCAAUUUAAUCAAGGGAACUAACUUUCUUAGUGAUUUUUUCAAAGUACGAAUUUCAUAUACUAUUCUAUCCAAAAUUGAUAAAAAAAUAUCGAUACAAAUUGCUGAUAUCGUCGUGAAAUCGGAACCUAUAAGCGGCAUACAGUUGACAAUGGUUCGCGACCAGGGUUUAUUUAUAUGCGAAUUAACGAUGCUGAAAGAAGUUCUGCCAAAGAUCGAGAAGCUCGUGCAGAAGCAAUUAGGACCGAAAUUGUGGUACGGAUCGCCAGAAUUCAGAAUUCUUGUUAUGGAGAAUCUAUCGGAAAGAGGAUUCGUUAUGAAAGAUCGACAAAAAGGACUGCCGAUGGAACAUUGCCUUCUUGUGAUCGAGCAAUUAGCCAAACUACACGCGAGCUCCGUGGCGUUACACGAGAAGGAACCCAAGUUGAUCGAGUCGUUUAAAAACGGCGGGAUUCUGUCUGUGAAUUGUCCAGCGAGUUUUAUGCGAAUGUUGGAAGUAUCUCUGUUGAAUGUAAGUAAGGCGAUUCGAGGUUGGACCGAUCAGAAGUACGCACAUAUCGCAAAUAAAUUAGAUAAACUGGUGAAGACAUUUAGAGAUAGAUGCGCCGACAUUUACAAAUACGAACCUAACGAAUUCUGUGUUUUAAAUCAUGGUGAUUGUUGGAUUAACAAUAUAAUGUUCAAAGAAAGUGACAAUGGAAAACUCAGCGAUGUUCUGAUGGUGGACUAUCAAAUGUCUGUUUAUUCAUCUCCAGCUAUUGAUUUACACUAUUUUUUGAACAUUUGUCCGCAAAUGGAACUAAAAUUCGAGAACGAUGAUUUUUUAUUGAAUUCAUACUUGAAAACCUUGACAAAUACGAUGAUUUCAAUAGGCUGUGCUAUGAAAGCACCUACAAUGGAAAAAUUAAAGGCAGCCCUGCAUAAGAGACGAAUAUACGCUGUGUUUGCAGGUGUUAUACUUAAUUUGAGAAUGAUGGCCGAUGCAAAAGAUACUGAAGAUUUCGUGGACUUGUUAGAGAAGUUGCAGGGAGAGACAAAGAUGGACGUAUUUAAAAAUCCAGAUACUGUGAUAUUAGCUCAGAAGAUGAUUCCCAUUAUGGAUCAAAGAGGCUAUUUCGAUUAAAAGUAACACAUUUAAUAAUUAUUAACGUAUGAUUUUAUCUUAUUAUUAAUAUGCAGUUCUUAUUUGCUAAACAAAGAAUAAAUAUAGCAUACAUCUAAUAAGAAAUAUUUUAAAUUGUAUUUAUUAUAUAUGU